Messenger RNA from Helobdella robusta, 714 nucleotides. RefSeq lists its product as hypothetical. The transcript is spliced from 5 exons. The record is from RefSeq and is a predicted model, not a curated record. Lineage: Eukaryota; Metazoa; Annelida; Clitellata; Rhynchobdellida; Glossiphoniidae. The coding region runs from base 1 to 714 and encodes 237 amino acids.
AUGUUUAAUUGUGUGAAUAUUUUUAUAGCAAGUAUUUUCUUGAACAGCGUUUCACCGACUUUAUUCUCAGUCUUCUCAGUCUACACGAAUGCUUUCGGCCUGAGGGCAUGUGCGGCUGAUGUUGCUAAUAUCCAGCUCGUGUUCGGGUACAACUCUUGCCUGAAAUGUGCAGCUAAAUGUUCAAAUACGAUCAACUGCGUCGGAUGCAACUACCAGGCGGGUUCGAAGAGUUGCUCGCUCUUCGUCAAUUGCACAAAACUCGCAACGAGAUACAACACGCUAAAUACCUGCGUCUUAUAUCAGAACAAAAAAUUGGCCACUGGAUUAUCUUUAAACGAUGUUAAAGCCAACUAUCUUGGCUGCUACACUGACAAGCCUAAUCCGAACAGGGAUUUUUCUAUAAAAGCGUUCGACGACUUGUCCGCUCUAACAACUGCCAAAUGCUGGAAAGCCUGUAUUGAUCUCAACUACACUGUUUUUGGAACGCAGUAUUCUUACACCUGUUUUUGCACUCAUUUCUUUGGGAGAUAUGGCCAAAGUGUUGGUUGUAACAGUAAAUGUACGGGGGCAUUAGACGAAUUUUGUGGAGGGGUCUAUUUGAACAGUGUCUAUACUGUUUGCGACAGAGGAAUGUACGGACUGAAGUGCAAUAUGAGUUGUCCGUGUGGUCCUCAGUGUGUGUGCCACCGUCUCGAUGGUACAGUCAUUCUGUAG